UCACCGCGCCUGCGCGGUGAUUCAAACGGAAUGGCGGCCGGGGCGGCUCGCGGCUGAGGGCAGCGACCCGUGCCCGCGCCCUCACCGCCCGCCGCUGCCUCGGCACCAUGUCCUCGGAGGGCAGCGGCGCGGCGGCGGCGGCCGGACAAACGCCGAAAGCUAAGCGGAAAGGAGGAAGGAUCGUGCAGUCUCGCUACCUGCAGUUCGAUAAGAAACACAGCAAGAAGGUGCCGAGCUCAGGCGUCGCUCAGCGAAAGGCAGCAAAGGAUAUUUCAUCAAGUUCCUCUUCAUCAAGUAGUUCUCUGCCGUCUUCUAGAACUAAAGCAAGAUCGGUUGUCUCUCAGAAACAUGAAACUUCUGCUAGUGUUGACCUCAGCUCACUGAAUCAGGGUGGUUUUGAGAAGGGUGACUUGCAGUCCACUCUAUUAGAUGAAGGGAAAAUGAAGCUACCAGACCUUGAUAUUUCUGAUAUUAAUGAUAGAAGUGACCCCAAGAGGAGUUCUUAUUCAGAAUCUGCUUCAGAAGAAGAUUCAGAGACAAACAAAAUAAGUGGAGAGACUGAUACGGAAACUGAUUCUUGUGAUCUGAUAAAAGAGCUGGAAUCUGAGACACUACUUUUAACUUUCCUAAGACUAAAGAUAGAAAAAAAGGUUGCCAAGAUGGAGGAAAAAGCAGAAGAAAACUUGCUAAUGUUGUGUGAAGAAAAGCGGAAAGAACAGGAGAAGCUCUGGGAGCUGAAACGUGAAAUUCUGCUUGAGGAGAGAGAGCAGAAGCUCAAUGAAACAUUAGAGAAACAGAUAGAGGUGCUGUCUCCCCUCAUUGCUGUCUGUGAAAAGUUUAAAGAGCAGUACAAAAGCUUUGCAGCUUCCCUGGAUGCUACAAGACAUGAAUUGCCCAUAAAGAACAUUCACAUAGAAGGAGAUAAGCAAACCUACCUUGAUGAACUGGGAAAGCAAUUAAUGAUCACACAGGAGCUUCUGACAGAAGUUAUGCCAAACCACUCAGAGGACAGUGCAAAAGCACUUGGUGCGCUGAAAGAGCUUCAAGAAGUGUCUCAGCAACUGAGUAAAGAGCUUCAAAGGAGCUUCACAGAUGUGCAGAACCUGUCGUUUGAAGCCAGUAAAGAAGUUUCUCUGCAUAACCAAUAUGUGUGUGAAGAGAAUCAUGGAGUAGAUGAUGUAAAACGCUGGUAUUUCAACUGAGUUUCUGUAUUGUUUUACUACUGGGCUGUCCCACUGGGAGACAUCGCUGCUCGCUUUUAAUGGGGAUUUCUGCAACAGGUUUUCCAUCCCUUUCUGCACUGACAGUACUGAAAGGUAAAUGAUAAAAAGUGCUAUUCCUGGCAAAUCUGACCUGUGUGCUAAUUACAGCCUGAGCAUUGGUUGCUCACUGAACAACUUCUGCAGGAACUGUGAUUUGUCCCUUAUUUCUGGAUGUGCUGGGUGGGUAUAAAGCACUUGCUUGGAAGGAGCCUGGUCACUUUUAACAAAUGAGAAGUUUUGUUAACUUCUCACUUCUUUUUUUGCCUAAUUGCAUUGUAAAUAAAUUAUUGAAAAUACAAAUGCUUUUGUAUAGAACUGACUCGCCUUUAAGGAUUUUAUUAUUUUUAAUAAUAAAGACUAUUCUCCACUGCUCUA
Molecule: messenger RNA, 1637 nt
Organism: Taeniopygia guttata (zebra finch)
Lineage: Eukaryota; Metazoa; Chordata; Aves; Passeriformes; Estrildidae
Gene: HAUS8
Product: HAUS augmin like complex subunit 8
Source: RefSeq, a predicted model, not a curated record